CUGCGGGGCCGGGCGCUGCCUGCGGGGAUGCCCCGCGCCGCCGCGGCCUGAAAGGCGCCCGCCCGCCGCCGCGAUGCCGGUGAAGAACCGGUACAACCUGGUGGACGAUGGCUGCGACUCGCGAGUCCCGCUGCACAACGAGGAGGCCUUCCAGCACGGCAUCCACUUCCAGGCCAAGUACAUCGGUAGCUUGGACGUACCCAGGCCCAGCAGCCGCGUGGAGAUUGUGGCAGCCAUGAGAAGGAUUCGGUAUGAAUUCAAAGCCAAAAACAUUAAGAAGAAGAAGGUGAGCAUCAUUGUGUCUGUGGAUGGCGUGAAGGUGAUCCUGCGCAAGAAGCAGAAGAGAAAGGAGUGGACGUGGGAUGAGAGCAAGAUGGUGGUGAUGCACGAUCCCGUGUACAGAAUCUUCUAUGUGUCUCACGACUCGCAAGACCUGAAAAUAUUCAGUUACAUUGCAAGGGACGGUGCCAACAACUCCUUCAGGUGCAACGUCUUCAAGUCCAAGAAGAAGAGCCAGGCCAUGCGUGUGGUGCGCACGGUGGGCCAGGCCUUCGAGGUGUGCCACAAACUGAGCCUGCAGCACGCCCUGCAGAACGCUGACGGCCAGGCAGACGGUGCCAGCGACAAGUCAGCAGAGGAGCAGCCAUCCGAAGUGCACCAGAUAAAGGGCUCCAAGAUCACAGAUGUGGACGAGGUUGGCCUUGACUCUGAUGGCAUCUGUGUGUCCGAGAAGGGAGCAGGAGAGCUGUCCAUUGCCAGGGGUGAGCUGAGCACACUGAAACCUGGACAGGGCUCCAAGGACAAGAACUGCCAGGACACCGAGAGCUGCUCCCUGUACCCAGCCGGCUCACAGCAGCUGCUCAGCCCGGGCAGCCCCUGCUCUUCAGCCUCCAUCACCCCACUGGCCUCCCAGCACUGCCUUCAGCUGCUCCAGCAGCAGCUCCUCCAGCAGCAGCAGCAGACACAGGUGGCGGUGGCUCAGGUGCAGCUGCUCAAGGACCAGCUGGCGGCGGAGACGGCGGCGCGCAUCGAGGCGCAGGCCCGGGUGCGGCAGCUGCUGCUGACCAACCGCGACCUGCUGCAGCACGUCUCGCUGCUGGUGCGGCAGCUCAAGGCGCUGGAGAGCCGGGCACAGCGACGGCAGCCGGUUGACCGCUCGCUGCAGAACCUGUCCCUGGCGCAGUCGCUGUCGCUCAACCUCAAGAACCACUACAGCCUGGACAUCGCCCUGCCCUCCACCUCCACCCCCGCCAGCGUCCUGGGCAGCCCCGUCGCUCCCCGCUCGCUGUCGGCGCUGGACGCCGGGGAUUCCUACCUCAACCUGGUCGGCCUGGAGGGGGCCGGGCCUCGCUUCGGCAGCAAGGAGGGGGCCGAGGGCCUGGCGGGGCACGACGGGCUCAGCCGGCGCGUGGAGGGCUCCGAACUCAGCGACAUCGCGCUGCUGAGCGGGAGCGGCCGGCAGAAGGCGGAGGACGCGGACAGAGGGGACGAGGACAGGCGGCAGCAGCCCAUUCCCAAGCUCAACCCACCACCGCCCAUCCUACGCAAGAGAUCAAGCAAGACCUCCCCGAGCCUGGAAGUGGACAUCAAGUCUGAGAAUACUGCCCACAUCAGCCUCCCCAGCCCCAGUGUGUCUGGCCUCACCAGCAUCACUGCCUCCUCCCUCACCCUCCUGGACCCUGAGACAAGGACUCCUGCACAGAGCACUGCUGCCAGCACAGAGCCCCUCCCUGCUGGGACCUUCCAACGUGUUCUGAGCAAGGACAGGGCUGCAGAGAACGGGCACACAUCCCCUCCAUCCAGCAUCCAUGGCCCCGCAGACAGCGAUGCCCUGAGCAGGGACUUGGCUGCACUGCUGAGCCCCACGGACAGCACGCUGCCCUUCUCCCCUGCAGACAACACCUGUUUGCACAUCAGCUUCUCAGAAGAUGAGCUGCUGGAGCCAGAGCUGGACACUCCUGUGGGGCCCAGCAGGGUCCCUCCUUAGUCGGACACAGCACUGGCUGGCAGGCAGUCCCAGUGGCUCUUUCUACACCACUCCCCAGCACGUGCUGGGUUACAGGGUCCCUGCACCCUGCCUGGGUCAGGUUCCUUUGCUGUCCCUGCUCCAUACAUCAGCUCCUCCUGCCACAUGUGGGUUGCAGCACAGAAUGCAACCUGGUCAGCUGCUGUCCCAGUCUGUCCCAGUUCAUGCUGGCUUCUUGCUUUCCCUAGCCCUUUUGUGCUCUGUCCUUCCCAUGGACAGCGGUGCCACGUGGGUCUCUGUCCCAGGGAGCUCUCACCUCUGCUGCCUGGCAGAAGCACAGAUCCCACUCUUUACCACAUCCCUGGCUGCUGCAGACAGCCCGAGGGCCACCAUAUCCUUCCCACUGCAUCCCCAGCCCCAGUGGGGUGGCCUCGGGAGGGAGAGAUGCAGACACCUCACUGCCUUGAGACCGGUCCUGUUUUGGAGACAGCAGCUUCACUGCCCCACUGCUGUGUCCCUAUGCAGCAUUGCCACCACUGCCUCCCUCCAAAGGUGCCUUUUCCUAUGCUGUGGCACCUACUGCCCACACAGACUGGGGCCGCCCUGCGAGAGGCUGGUAUGGGGUGACUGCCUAUGGGGGAGAUGGGCAGCCCCAUGCCACAGCAGGUGCUCCACACAUCUUGGGGUGGCAGAGGCGGCUGCUCCAUGUGCUCUGAGCGCUCUGGGGCUGCUAUGUCACGUUGAGGUGCUAUGAAAUGGUUCAGUGUGAAGUUGGAAACGUGAAUGUCUGGGGAUGAGUUUGCAGAUGGAAGGUUUAAGGAAGAAAUCCAGCCCUGCAGGGAGAGCCAAGGCAAUGCCCGGUGCUGCCACGCAUCCCUCAGCACAGGCUGGAGCAGGUUCUGGGGAGGGACCCUGGGGGGGUGAUCCUCCACUCACUGUUUGCAAGAGGAGGUUUGGGAAGGUGCUGGAGGCUGGAGCUGGGGAAGUGUCAGGAGAUGGAGGCUCAGAGCAGCCGCUCUGUCCCAGGACAGGGAGUGACAGAACCCCAACAGCACAGCACUGCGGGGCCCCAGGCUGACCAGGAGCUGAUGGCAGAAGGCCUGUGGAUCUCCAGCACUGCUGAGGACACGUGAUGGGAGCUGUGGAUUUGUAAAGCCGUGGUUGGGCUCCGUGUUAGCGUGGUAGAGACGGAUCAACCACUCCUUAGGAAAUAAAGUACACUGCAGUUUGGUAACUGACUUUUAAAGAAAAUAAAUGCCUCAAAUUUGCA
Messenger RNA from Coturnix japonica (Japanese quail), 3236 nucleotides. RefSeq lists its product as uncharacterized. Gene Ontology annotation, molecular function: nitric-oxide synthase binding. The record is from RefSeq and is a predicted model, not a curated record. Lineage: Eukaryota; Metazoa; Chordata; Aves; Galliformes; Phasianidae.